Messenger RNA from Hydatigera taeniaeformis, 1530 nucleotides. Lineage: Eukaryota; Metazoa; Platyhelminthes; Cestoda; Cyclophyllidea; Taeniidae. The record is from the annotation of a GenBank genome assembly.
AUGAGGGACUUUACCCAGACUACUGCUCUUACUAACAAUGUGCCAAUUGAUUGCCAUCAUCGGAGCAGUGACAAGCGCGUGGCUAUAGUAGGUGGAGGCUUUAGUGGGUGUUCAACUGCCUAUUUUCUGCGACAAUUUCUCGAAAAAGCAGUGUCCAUCACAGUUUUUGAGAAGUCCGAUCGAUUGGGUGGUCGUGUUCGGUCAACUAGUGUCGAAGGUGAAGACGAGCUGUUUGAAACGGGUGGUGCGAUCUACACUAGCAACAAUAAAUACAUGAAUAUGUUUGUCAAUCAAUUUGGCUUGGUGGCGCAUCGUCACACGCCACCGGACGAAGCGUUGUCUCUGUAUAGGGGCCGCCUGCAUCCCUGUGCUUUCAGUAGCAACGCGGGGCCUCUCUUCAUCAAUCGCUUGCGCUUUGCUAUCCUAUAUGGUACUGACCUUGUGCGCUUUCGCCUAGCAAUUGCGAGCUAUCGCCGCACCUUCGAUCGAAUAUACGAUUUGCAGAAAAAGGGUGUGUCGUUUGACUCUCCCGUCGCCAUGCUUGGGGCUCUCUCUCCGGUAUUCCCGAGAAUGCUGAGGUCAACUUUUGACGCUUGGUUGGAGCGGCGUCUCAAAUUAUCGGAUCGUUUCUGCAAGGAGGUUGUUUAUGGCUUAGUGUCGAAUUGUUAUUGCUCUGAUCUCACUCUUCACGCGUUUGCUGGUAUGACUUCUGUGAGCGGGUUCGGUGCCGAGCUCUUCUCUGUUGUUGGUGGGAAUGAGAAGGUGGCUCAAAAGCUCUGUGAGGCUGCUCUCCGAUCGAACCCGUCGGAUAUUUCUCGGAAAGUUUCGCUUAGAACCACGGUCACUAAGCUUUCCAGAGGCUUGAAACGAAGAUUUCUAGUGACAUACGAAAAUGAUGGUGUUGAGAGGAGCGAGGAAUUUGACUUCGUGGUCCUAGCCUUCCCCAUACACGAGAAGGCUUCAGCAGUACCGCAAGCUGAUGGUGAUCUCAUAAAGUACCUACCUCCGAGGAGAAAGUACAUUGAAGUGGAUUUGACUCAUUUUCGUGGCGAAUUAGAAGCCAAGGAGUUUGGCCUUCCUGCUGAGAAGCUGGAGUGUGGAGGAAGCAAAGGAGUGACAAUCCUGCCAACGUACGAGGGCUAUGAGGUAGAGAAAAGUACACUGUUCAAGUACCUUGGUCGAGCAUGGUCCACAUCGGUUCGAAACAUUGGGAACUCGAGGACGGGUAUGGGCUGUUGGUCGGCCUUCUCGCUCCCACAAAGAACGCCUGACCCGGGAGUACAACUGCUAAAGAACUAUGCUAAGUCUCCUGCCAUUCUCAUAAACUCCUCACGAUGGUUCGCCUACCCCAUUUUCUCUGUCGCCCAAAGUGAUCUGGAGAAAGCGCAUGGGAAAAUUCUUCUGACUGAUGGCCUUAUUUACGUCAACUCGCUGGAAAGUCUUGCAUCCAAUAUGGAAAUGGCUCUCAUCGGCGGUUGCAAUGCUGCUCUUCUGAUUGCCCAUAGUGAGGACUUCAGAACUGUUGAUUAG